AUGGCGGCGCUGAGCAGCGGCAGUAGCUCCGAGGGGGCCUCGCUCUUCAACGGGGACAUGGAGCCUGAGCCGCCGCCCGGAGCUGGGGCCUCGUUCCCGGGGGGCAGCGGCGGCGGCGAGCCGGCCAUCCCAGAGGAGGUAUGGAAUAUCAAACAGAUGAUUAAAUUAACACAAGAACACAUAGAGGCGCUGCUGGACAAGUUUGGAGGAGAGCAUAACCCACCAUCAAUAUACUUGGAGGCCUAUGAAGAGUACACCAGCAAGCUAGAUGCUCUACAACAAAGAGAACAGCAGUUAUUGGAAUCCAUGGGGAAUGGAACUGAUUUCUCUGUCUCCAGCUCAGCUUCAACAGACACAGUUACAUCAUCUUCCUCCUCUAGCCUCUCUGUAGCACCUUCAUCCCUUUCAGUUUAUCAGAACCCCACAGAUAUGUCACGGAAUAACCCCAAGUCUCCACAAAAACCUAUUGUUAGAGUCUUCCUACCCAACAAACAGAGGACAGUGGUUCCAGCAAGAUGUGGGGUGACAGUCCGGGACAGUCUAAAGAAAGCUCUGAUGAUGAGGGGUCUUAUCCCAGAAUGCUGUGCUGUUUACAGAAUACAAGAUGGAGAGAAGAAGCCCAUUGGCUGGGACACUGACAUUUCCUGGCUCACAGGAGAGGAGUUGCACGUGGAAGUCUUGGAGAAUGUGCCGCUUACCACACACAAUUUUGUACGAAAGACAUUCUUCACUUUAGCAUUCUGUGACUUUUGUCGAAAGCUGCUUUUCCAGGGAUUCCGAUGCCAGACUUGUGGUUAUAAAUUUCACCAGCGCUGUAGUACAGAGGUGCCACUGAUGUGUGUUAAUUAUGACCAGCUUGAUUUGCUGUUUGUCUCCAAGUUCUUUGAACACCACCCAAUAUCGCAGGAGGAGGCCUCCUUAGGAGAGACCACCCAAGCAUCUGGAUCGUACUCCUCAGUGCCCCCAUCAGAUUCUAUUGGACCACCAAUUCUCCCUAGUCCUUCUCCUUCAAAAUCCAUUCCAAUCCCACAGCCCUUCCGACCAGCAGAUGAAGACCAUCGGAAUCAAUUUGGGCAACGAGACCGCUCGUCUUCAGCACCCAAUGUGCACAUCAAUACAAUAGAGCCUGUCAAUAUUGAUGACUUGAUUAGAGACCAGGGGUUACGAGGAGAGGGAGCCCCUUUGAACCAGCUGAUGCGCUGUCUUCGGAAAUACCAAUCCCGGACUCCCAGUCCCCUCCUACAUUCUGUCCCCAGUGAAAUAGUGUUUGAUUUUGAGCCUGGCCCAGUGUUCAGAGGUUCAACCACCGGUUUGUCUGCCACCCCACCUGCCUCCUUGCCUGGGUCCCUUACCAGUGUGAAAGCUUUACAGAAGUCCCCCGGACCACAACGAGAGAGGAAGUCAUCCUCAUCCUCAGAAGACAGGAAUAGAAUGAAAACCCUUGGUCGACGGGACUCAAGUGAUGAUUGGGAGAUACCAGAUGGGCAGAUUACAGUCGGACAAAGGAUAGGAUCUGGAUCAUUUGGAACAGUCUACAAGGGAAAGUGGCAUGGUGACGUGGCAGUGAAAAUGUUGAAUGUUACAGCACCCACGCCUCAGCAAUUACAGGCCUUCAAGAAUGAAGUAGGCGUGCUCAGGAAAACCCGACAUGUGAAUAUCCUUCUUUUCAUGGGUUAUUCAACAAAGCCACAGUUGGCUAUUGUUACACAGUGGUGCGAGGGCUCCAGUUUGUAUCACCAUUUGCAUAUCAUUGAGACCAAAUUUGAGAUGAUCAAACUCAUUGAUAUUGCACGACAGACUGCACAAGGCAUGGAUUACUUGCACGCCAAGUCAAUCAUCCACAGAGACCUCAAGAGUAAUAAUAUAUUCCUUCAUGAAGACCUUACUGUAAAAAUAGGUGAUUUUGGUCUAGCCACAGUGAAAUCACGAUGGAGUGGGUCCCAUCAGUUUGAACAAUUGUCUGGGUCCAUUCUAUGGAUGGCACCAGAAGUAAUCAGGAUGCAAGAUAAAAACCCUUAUAGCUUUCAAUCAGAUGUAUAUGCAUUUGGGAUUGUUCUUUAUGAGCUGAUGACUGGGCAGUUACCAUACUCGAACAUCAACAACAGGGACCAGAUCAUUUUUAUGGUGGGACGAGGAUACCUGUCUCCAGAUCUCAGUAAAGUGCGAAGUAACUGUCCAAAAGCCAUGAAGAGGCUAAUGGCAGAGUGCUUGAAGAAGAAAAGAGAUGAGCGACCCCUCUUUCCACAGAUUCUUGCCUCUAUUGAGCUUCUGGCUCGGUCAUUGCCAAAAAUUCACCGCAGUGCAUCUGAGCCCUCAUUAAACCGGGCUGGCUUCCAGACGGAGGAUUUUAGUCUGUAUACUUGUGCUUCUCCAAAAACACCCAUCCAGGCAGGGGGAUACGGAGAAUUUGCAGCGUUCAAGUAGCCACAGCGCCAUGGCAGCACCUACUCUAUUAUUUAAGUCUUGUGUUCCUACAGUUUCUUAACAUCAAAACUCUGUUCUGCUCCUCAAAACCUAAAGCAAUUUAGGAAA
Emys orbicularis (European pond turtle) is the source of this 2532-nucleotide messenger RNA. RefSeq names its product B-Raf proto-oncogene, serine/threonine kinase (gene BRAF). Gene Ontology annotation, cellular component: cytoplasm. Gene Ontology annotation, molecular function: ATP binding; protein kinase activity. The transcript has 20 exons. The record is from RefSeq and is a predicted model, not a curated record. Lineage: Eukaryota; Metazoa; Chordata; Testudines; Emydidae. The coding region runs from base 1 to 2424 and encodes 807 amino acids. Gene Ontology annotation, biological process: Ras protein signal transduction; protein phosphorylation.